AUGGGUAAAGAGAAGUCGCACGUUAACGUCGUCGUUAUCGGCCACGUCGAUUCUGGCAAAUCCACUACUACUGGACACUUGAUCUACAAGUGCGGUGGUAUUGACAAGCGUACGAUUGAGAAGUUCGAGAAGGAAGCUAACGAACUUGGAAAGGGAUCUUUCAAGUACGCAUGGGUGCUCGACAAGCUAAAGGCCGAGCGUGAACGUGGUAUCACCAUCGAUAUCGCCCUGUGGAAGUUCGAGACCCCUAAGUAUGAGGUUACUGUCAUCGACGCUCCUGGGCACCGUGACUUCAUCAAGAACAUGAUUACUGGUACCUCUCAGGCCGACUGUGCUAUCCUGAUCAUCGCUGCUGGCACAGGUGAAUUUGAAGCCGGUAUUUCGAAAGACGGUCAGACCCGCGAGCAUGCGCUUCUUGCUUUCACUCUCGGUGUCAGACAAUUGAUUGUUGCCGUCAACAAGAUGGACACUACUAAAUGGUCUGAAGAACGAUUCAAUGAGAUUAUUAAAGAAACUACCAACUUCAUCAAGAAGGUCGGUUACAACCCCAAGUCUGUUGCCUUCGUGCCUAUCUCUGGUUGGCACGGGGACAACAUGUUGGAGGAGUCGGCAAAUAUGACAUGGUACAAGGGUUGGACUCGUGAGGGAAAGGGUGGUGUUGUCUUCAAGGGGAAGACUCUUCUCGAUGCUAUCGAUGCCAUCGAACCCCCGACCCGCCCUACCGACAAGCCGCUUCGUCUCCCUCUCCAGGAUGUAUAUAAGAUUGGCGGUAUUGGUACCGUCCCCGUUGGUCGUGUCGAGACUGGUAUCAUCAAACCCGGGAUGGUCGUCAGCUUUGCUCCUGCCAACAUCACCACUGAAGUGAAGUCUGUCGAAAUGCACCACGAGCAGCUUUCGGAGGGCAAUCCUGGUGAUAACGUCGGUUUCAACGUCAAGAACGUCUCUGUCAAAGAUAUUCGCCGUGGUUACGUCGCCUCCGACUCCAAGAACGACCCUGCCAAGGAAGCCGCUUCUUUCGUUGCACAGGUGAUUGUUCUUAAUCACCCUGGCCAGAUUGCCGCCGGUUACACUCCCGUCUUGGAUUGCCAUACCGCCCAUAUUGCCUGCAAGUUUGCUGAGCUUCAGCAGAAGGUCGAUCGUCGGACGGGUAAGGCUCUCGAAGAGAACCCAAGGCCGUCAAGUCUGCUUGUUCCUUCCAAGCCGAUGUCCGUCGAGACGUACAACGAGUACCCACCUCUUGGUCGUUUCGCCGUGCGUGAUAUGAGACAGACGGUUGCUGUCGGUAUUGUCAAGAGCGUCGAGAAGUCCGACGGAAAGGGUGGCAAGGUCACCAAGUCCGCUGAGAAGGCUGCGAAGAAGAAGUGA
Molecule: messenger RNA, 1365 nt
Organism: Cantharellus anzutake
Lineage: Eukaryota; Fungi; Basidiomycota; Agaricomycetes; Cantharellales; Hydnaceae
Product: translation elongation factor EF-1 alpha
Exons: 8
Coding region: 1-1365 (454 amino acids)
Biological process (GO): translational elongation; translation
Molecular function (GO): GTPase activity; GTP binding; translation elongation factor activity
Source: RefSeq, a predicted model, not a curated record